AUGAAGAAAAUGAAAUAUAAUUAAACGCAAAAUUUAUUUAGUAAUAAAUUAAUUAAUUUGAUUGAUUUGUCAAAUUAUUUGCAGAGAAAAUCAAAAUUUAAAUUUAAUUUGAUAAAAUAGAAAGAGAAGCUGGAGAACAGAGAUAAAAAAUAAAUAAAAGGACACAAAAAAAUAAAAUAAGGAGUUAAAAGUAGAGUAAGUAGGUUACUUGAAUAAGAUACGGAGUUGUUAGUAGAUAGAUUUAUUGGAUUUAAAUAAAUAAAUAAACAAAUAAUAAAAACAAUAAAAGGAUAGGUUUAAAGAGCAGCUUAAAGUAUUAAAAAAAGGAAAAAAAAGUGGCUUUACUAAAAAUAUAGUUAUUUCUUUGUUUGUUUUUCUUUCAUAUAUAAAGAAACCAUUAAUAAGAUUCAUUGA
Molecule: messenger RNA, 414 nt
Organism: Tetrahymena thermophila SB210
Lineage: Eukaryota; Ciliophora; Oligohymenophorea; Hymenostomatida; Tetrahymenidae
Exons: 1
Source: RefSeq, a predicted model, not a curated record